AAAGACGCACUCACCAAACAACCGACCAACCAAUCAACUAAUUUAGUCAGGUAGCAAACUUUUGAAACAGUCCCCAAGGGUAACAAAUAACGACGAGGAUGAGGAUGUUCGCCAUUGUUUUUGUGGUGGCGCUAACCACAGGCGCUGCAUACGCUGGCACUGCGCAAGUGGUGCCCACCCGCUCAGCCACCGACCUGGCAUUCGACAUGUACAACAGCUGCUUGAAGGACUUCAGCACCAGUUGUGUACAGCCGAAGGCGAUGCAAUGGUUCAAUCAGGCACUUCAGCAGGACGAAAUUCAAAUCACCGAUAAGCUUUCGAUUGUGCGCACUAGUCGCGUGGCGCCCACACAGCAACGCUCUUACGAUGCACAAGAGCAAAUGUUUAACGAUAUCGACAACUUUUUAGCCACACACGCGUUACGCGUCAAAGCGCCGGAAUUCUUCAGCAGCGAGGAAGCGCGCUCCUAUGUGCCCGACUUUUUGUUAAGCAAUGCCUUGACUAAGGAUUCUGUAGUGCCGUUGGCGGAUCGUGAUCCCAAUCAAGGUCGCGGCAUGGUUCGCAAAGUGCUGUUGCCCUUCCUCAUUGGCUUGAAACUGAAGACUACCGUUUUGGUGCCGCUUGCGCUGGCCUUGAUCGCGCUCAAAACCUGGAAAGCCAUGACAUUGGGCUUGCUGUCGUUAGUUCUCUCUGGUGCUUUGGUCGUCUUCAAGAUUGCCAAGCCAAAGAUCAUCAACUAUGAAGUGGUGCACUACCCACACCAUGUCGAGCAUGUGGAACAUAUUGAACACAUUCCUCACCAUGUCGAUCACUUCCCUCAUCAUGUGGAACAUAUUGUGCCGCAUCACAUCGAUAUCGUGCCACACCAUGUGGAGCGCCAUGUCGAACACCACUUGGAUUUGCCUCAACAUGUGGAACAUGUUGAGCAUUUCGAACAUCCGUCGCCCGCUUGGGAUCCACAUGCUUGGGCGCGUUCGUCACAAGAGCCACAAGAUGCACAGGAUAUGGCUUUCGCUGGCCAAAGGCAACCUUAAAUGGCGGUUCGCUGUUAUUUAAUUGAAAAUGAUUUCGAAACUUUUGCAUUCGAACGCUAAUUGACGACAAUGUGGCGCUUUUAUUUAUUAUUUCGUUUAGGUUUAAGUAUGGCACAAGUUUCCAAAGAAAUUAUUUAUUGAAAAAAAUAACAAAAAAAUACUAGAAAAUAUUAUUUAUUUGCUCCCUUGUACAAAAUUUGUUAUUAUUUAUUUCUAGCGAA
Molecule: messenger RNA, 1255 nt
Organism: Anastrepha ludens (Mexican fruit fly)
Lineage: Eukaryota; Metazoa; Arthropoda; Insecta; Diptera; Tephritidae
Gene: Osi18
Exons: 3
Coding region: 99-1034 (311 amino acids)
Source: RefSeq, a predicted model, not a curated record